This is a messenger RNA of Achroia grisella, 2251 nucleotides long. RefSeq names its product heparan-alpha-glucosaminide N-acetyltransferase (gene Hgsnat). Lineage: Eukaryota; Metazoa; Arthropoda; Insecta; Lepidoptera; Pyralidae. The coding region runs from base 207 to 1952 and encodes 581 amino acids. The transcript has 10 exons. The record is from RefSeq and is a predicted model, not a curated record.
ACGCCGCACGGCCCGUCGUUCUGACGCACGGAUCACGCAAAUCACGCACGUUCGUUCACAAAUAAAAUUGUAUCCGAUUAUAAAAUGAUCAUCGAUAUGACAUAAAAUCUAUUCUUAUAUUGUUAUGGUAUACGUGAAUCAUUAACUAUUUCUAAUUAAAGGGGUAACAAGUAAAAUUUAGUCCGUUAUCCUUAAAUUAAGUGAAAAUGAAUGAUACAACAGUGAAGUCUAAUGAUACUUGGCAGCGGAUAAAAGAAUUGGCACAGUCAUGGCUGGAAGACCCCGGUGUGGAAGAGUACGAAGGUCUGAACAUCACCGCGCUGCAGAGAGAUGAAGCGUAUAUAGUUGGAUCUGCUGAUAGAGAUAUUGGAAUCUACAGCGUCUCCGACGAUUGUUUUAGAUGUCCUUUCGAGCUACAUAAAAAAAUCGCCGCAGGAACGAAAGAGACAUGGGUCAAUAAUACUGCACGCCGUGCCACGUGGCGGGUAUAUACAAAUACUACAGAACAAUAUAUUACUACUAGAAAUACCACGAAUAUGAUAUGCCAACUGAGACCUGACUUGGGACAGUUCGGCGUGUACAGACUUAACGCCAGCGGCGAGGGUUGUAACUUUACUACCUCCAAGGAACCAGUCGUCAUAUAUAAACCAUUGCUCCUUCUAUUGGGAGUACUGAUUGGAGCAUGGUUGUUGUACGGAAUUGUGAAGUUGAUCAUGUCUCGGAUACGAGUAACUGGAAAACUGCGAUAUGGGGACAAGGAACUAGCGAUACAGCAGCGACUGCGGGCACUAGACACCUUCAGAGGAAUAGCCAUAGUGUUUAUGAUCUUCGUGAACGACGGCGCCGGUGGUUACUGGUGGCUGGAGCAUGCCACUUGGAACGGACUCCUGGCUGGUGACCUGGUAUUCCCUGCCUUCCUCUGGAUCAUGGGCGUCUGUAUACCGCUGUCUGUUAAAAGCUCAUUCGCUAAAGGAGUUCCAAGGUGGAAGAUAGUGCUACAGAUUGUGAGGCGUUCCUGCAUGAUGUUCUUAUUGGGCAUGUCGCUGAAUACAGUGUACGGCCGCAACAUGCUGCAGCAACUGCGAAUCUUUGGGGUCUUGCAAAGGCUGGCCGUUUCAUACCUGAUUGGGGCCGGGUUCUAUGCACUGACGGCACCUAAAUAUUAUACUCCACCGAGGGGUUCAUGUGGUCAGGCAUUGAAGGAUGUUCUGGCCUGUAUGUGGUGUUGGGUCCUAGCAGUCAUACUGGUGGCUGUACAUAGUACUAUCACCUUCACUGUGCACGACCCUAAUUGUCCAAUCGGUUACUUGGGCCCGGGUGGUAAGCAUGACGACUGGGUCGCAGAGGAUUGCGGCGGCGGCGCUGCCGGCUACAUCGACAGACUUGUGUUGGGCGAGGCCCAUAUGUUCCAGAAUAGUGACGCUAAAAGAAUAUACGGCGGACUUCGUACAGAGCCUGAGGGUUUGUUAGGAUGCCUGACGUCAGCAGUGCAAGUUCUGCUCGGAGUGCAGGCCGGCGUGACAGUGCUGCUGCAGAGAUCGCACAAGUCUCGCAUCUCUCGCUGGCUCUCCUUUGGAGUGGUGUUCGCUCUCGUUGGAGCUCUCCUUGCUGGAUUCUCCAGGGAGCAUGGGAUCGUGCCCAUUAAUAAAAACUUAUGGUCCAUAUCAUUUGUACUGGUGACAUCAGCGUGUUGCCUGGUGUUGUUGUGCGUCUGUUACACAUUCACUGACGUGUGGCGCACUUGGGGUGGCGGGCCCUUCCGAGCCCCAGGCCUCAACGCCAUCGUUCUCUACGUGGGACAUUCUUUGGCCGCUCGCCUCUUCCCCUUCCACUGGCGCAUCCCUAUAAUGAGGACUCAUGGUAUAUACCUCGUCGAGGCUGUAUGGGGAACUGCCCUUUGGGUCAUCAUCGCCCAUGUAAUGGCAAAGAAAAAAGUUUUUAUCACACUUUAAGUUAGAUAUAUAAAUACAUAGCAUACUAAGCUUUUCGACACAUAAUUUUAUACAUGGUGUAUAAUAGAGUUGUAAAAAAACUUGUAUACUUGUAGUGAUAUUUGUUUUAAAUAAUAUCAGAAGCUAUAUCCACUUUAUUGAUAUUAACAGGUCUACUCUAGCCUCAUCUUAAUGACUGUUUUCAUUCAAUCCAUUAUAGGACUGUUCUUUUGAAAUGUAAAUAAGACAAACGAAUAAAUCGAUUAUAAUGUGUAUACAAAGGUGCUAAACGGCUAGUUCAAUGUCGAAUUUAUGAGAAU